GGAGGAGGAGGAGGAGGAGGAGGAGGAGGAGGAGGAGGAGGAGGGGCGAGGCUGCGGCUCGGGGCAUUGUUCCGCGCCGCCGCCGGCAGCCGCUGCGCUCGGCGCCGGCCCCCGGCGCGAAGUUUGCGGGCUGCGCGGCCCCGCUGCCGGCGGCGGGGCAGGAGGCGGCUCGCAGCCCGGCGCUGGCCCGCGGUCCCCGCUCCUGGUUCAUACUCCGCCCGCUCCGGCGGGGUUGUGCUUGGCUCCCGCGGGGCCGCGACUCCCGGCUGGAGACCGGAGCCAGUUUUCUGUCUCGGUCUCGCCGUGUUUUGGCUGGAGGCAGAUCCAGUCCAGCCCCAGCGCGGCUAGGGGAAGCAACUACCUAAGUCUCUUCUGCCCGCGCCGUUCGGGAGGGAAGGAAGAAGCAAGAAACGCGGCCGCGGACGGACGGGCGUGCGCGCACACCCGCGGGCUCGCACCGCCGCCGCGCAGCGCAGCGCGGCCGGAGGAGAUGGGAAGCGAGUGAGCGGAGCGGGGCCGGUGCCGGGCGCCCGCGAUGACCCUGGUGCUGCCCAUGCACCGGCCGGGCGCCCCCGUCGCCGCCGAGGGAGCCGCCGAGCUCGUCGCCUGCCGCGCCCUCUGGGAGCCGCCCUGCUGCGGCCGCCCCGGCCCCGGCCCCGGCCCCGGCCCCGGCCCCGGCCCCGGCCCCGGCCCCGGCCCCGGCCCCGCCGCCGCCGCCGCCGCCGCCGCCGCCGCAGGAUCGCAUUACAGGGGAAUUUCAAAUCCUGUAACAACAUCCAAGAUCACAUACUUUAAAAGGAAAUAUGUGGAAGAAGAGGAUUUUCAUCCACCACUCAGCAGCUGUACACAUAAAACCAUCUCGGUGUUCGAGGAGCGGGCCCAUAUCCUUUACAUGUCUCUGGAAAAGCUGAAAUUCAUCGAUGAUCCCGAAGUCUACCUGCGGAGAUCCGUCCUCAUAAACAACCUGAUGAAGAGGAUCCAUGGAGAAAUCAUCAUGCAGAACAACUGGUGCUUCUCCGCGUGCUCUUUCAGCGGCGCCUCUCCGCAAGAGUGGUUCGUGCCUCAAGACUGUCCCUACAGAAAACGCCUUCGGAUGGCCAAGGAGGAGUACGAAAAGUUUCACGCCUGCUGCUUCUAUCAAGAGUGCGGCAGUCACUACUUAAAUCUGCCCUACUCUGUUAAUGCUAGCACAGAAAACACUUCCUCCUCUUCCUCCCCCCCCUCCUCCUCCUCCCCCAUGUCUUUGCCAAGCUGUUCCCAGCAGGUGGAUUACGACAUUGGUGGUGCCCCUCCGUACAGGAGCGACGACCAGCUACCUGCUAACGAAAUAUUCCUCACCAAUGCCAGGUCUCACGGUAAUCAGGAAAAGGCAAAAUUUAGUGAUGAGAAAGGAGGUAAUGAACCCGAACGAGACAGUGUCACCCUAAACUGUGAACCUGUAAAAGGCACCCAUGCCCUCGAAUGUAAAGGCAAAUUUUAUGACUAUUUUGAGACUGGAUGUAGUGACAAGAGCAACGUAAGUGAAUCUUGGAAAAAAUCUUUAAGGAAAAAGGAAUCUUUACCAAGUAACAAAAUGUGCUGCAGCAAAGGAAGUAAAAUAUGAGGCGGCUUUCCUGCUCUGCUGAAGCAUGCGCAGCAUGUCCAUUUAUCUAUCAAAAUUUUAUUUUGAAUGGAUUUUUUAUAGUUUUCUACAGGUGAUACAGUCAUGCCACAAACAUUACACGUAGCUCUAAAUGACUGAAGAGCAGCUUGCGUAAAGCGUCCCCAUCAUCUGCAUCAGCGGGCUAUUUAUAAAUAUGGAGACUUCAUAAAGAACACAGUUGCACUACUGCUCAACGCUGUAGCGUAUCCAGCUAUAGUGUAGCUUUUGUUACUGAAAAUACCAGUCAACCAGAUGGGGAAAAAAUAUCGUUUUCUCUAUCCCUGCCCCCAAGAAGUCUGCCAUUAAUUAAGAAGAACCUCCAUUAUGUUUACCAAGGAAUUAGAAGUCUGGUAAACAAAUUGAUGCUACCAGCAAAGGGUGAUGUGCUUCUCCGAACGCAGUAUUUGUUCUGACAAAAGACUGGCUACAUGGACUGGGAGUAAAUCAUCCUUACAUUUGUACUGAUGCUCUUCAAUUCCUGGAUUCAGCAUCUUGUUCAACUGACAAAAUAGGACGUAGCAUAAGGAGAUACCUGUUUAUGGGAUAUUAAUCAGAAACGCAACAUGCAGCUCAAGUACUUGCAUGUUUUCACCUUGGCUGUAAUAACUAAUGAGGCUUGUUGUUAUACAGGGCAGGUUUUUUUUGGUGCCUUACUUUUUGUCUUAAUUUUUGCCAGUGUGAAAAUUAAGUAUAAAUCAGUGAUACAGCAGGGAUUUAACCUAAACAGAAAAAGAAAAAAAAAAAGAAAAAAGAAAGAAACAGGGUGGAUCAAUAUUAUUAGAAACCUUUAACCUUUGAAGUACUGAGUUCAACUUCCUAUUCAAACAUCUCUGUUCUUCCUUUUUGAUGCUCAAUUGCUUUUUGAUUUGCCAUCCUUAGGAAGGGAUUUAAGAAACAAUAGAGAGAUGUCUCUUGUAAACAAGCAUUCGAUGCUUGAGUGUUUCUAUGGCAACUGUCUGUUGCUGGGGCUCUUUUUUUUCUUCUUCGUAUAAUGAAGUUCAUGAACCAGUGGCAUGUUUUAUACUUUAUUCUGUUUCGCAUAUUUCUCUCUUUUAGAUUGCAAAAGCAUGCGGGAGUUUUAUAUGACUUUUGCUGUUGAUUUAAAAAAACCCACAAAAACAAAGGAAAACAAAAAGCACAAUGUUAAUCAAGAAUGUGGCGAUAAACAUGAUUUUAUCUGAAUGAAUGUAAGGGUUUUAAUUUUAAAAAAGAACAUUUUGGAGAAAUGAGCUGAGAUUGCAGUGGCUAAGGACAAAAUGUAGUCAUCCCUAGAUAGACCAUUUCUGAGUGUCUGCUGUUUGACACGCUCAGAAGAUGCUAGUCGGGGCUGGACUGAGAGCGUUGCACGUCUCAGACCCACCAAAUUAAUUAGUUCCCACGGUCCCCUGAACAAGUGGCACGAUGUGCGCGGCCAAAGGACCACAGGCCGGCUGCCUGUUCCCACCACGCCGUGCGUCCAAGUGACGUCCCCGCUGCUCGCGCUGUGCUCAAGGGACAAAAUCCGCCCGGGCGCUGGGCAGCGGGCCUGGGGUGCCCCUUUCCAUGGGGCAGCGCUGGUCUCCGCGCCGCUGCUCUGGAUGCCGAAGCUCCCCAGCCGAAGCGCGCCCAAAGAGAGCCUCUAGGACAGAAAUCGGUGAUGAGCUUUAUGUGGUCAGGUGAGGCUGGGGCUGACAGGUUAGAAAGGGUUAUCACUGUGAAGGGUGACAGAUAAAGAACAUGCAAAUCCCACCUGAUUUCUCCAAGACAGAAGCUUUUUUAUUAAUAAUAAUAAUAAUAUUAAAUAUAGAUCUCAUUCAUACAGUGUAUGAGUAGGAUCAUCAUUUAGACGUUUGUCCACAAGGACCAAUUUUUUAAAAAAACUGAUUUUUCUUGUGUUACACCCAGAUAGUCUAGUCAUGUCUGCUCUUUUCCAAUAUUUGAUAAACAUUUGAUGUUUUAAGCUUAAAUAUUAGAUGCUUGUAUACUAAUGUGUUGUUGUAGUAAAGUGAGAUUUCCUUGAUAUAUAUAUUUAUUAAAAUGACCAAAAUUCAUUUUAAUUUUACAUCUCCAAUGGCUACUGGAUCCUUUUCCCCCAUGUUCCCCUCCCUCACCCAGGCAAAUACCACUUGAUCACGCUGCUCCAGUGCUGAAGAGCUUACGCUGCAGUUGACCCCCAGGUUGGGUCCAGGAGAGCACGCUGCCUCGUCGGGUCUUGAGGAGCCUUUGGGACAUGGCCUGAAGGUGCGUGGAGAAGACGCAGACGUCGCUGCGGGCUGGCAGGGGCAGCCACGGAGAGUGUUAGGCCAAAUGUUGCCCAGGACACAGAUCAGUUUUGGGGGUCAGAAAGCUUUUUGGCCUUAAAGGGCUUCUUGCAAGCAUGAGCCUGCACAUAUAUGCCAUUGCACAGUCUUCUGAUUUGAAAUUUGGAGCAGCUGAAAUGACCCAUCAUCUGAUCUGUAUCUACUCUGGCAUCUGUAACAGCUCUUUAGUUGCAGGGUCACCCUUGGACAGCCUUACUGAGUGUCAUCAGUACCUGUACGGGAAGAAAUGUCAUCUAAUCUGUGAAAGAGUGGCCUGAGGUUGAGUGGUCUUUCAUGCCUUUCUCCAGACCCUGCAGAUACUGAAAGUAGAUGCGUCGGACUCAGCGGUCCACUAAGUUAUUCUGUUUGCUUCAGAGGAGACAGAGGCAUUUAAUGCUAAAAGGGGGAGCUGGAAACAACCCUGAUCAAUUGGCAAAAAUACAGUAGACCUUGUUUGAAAAUCUAACCUGGAUUAAGCUUAAUGGGUUUCACAGUUUAAUUUUCUUUGGCUUUAUGAUACACAGAGAGUAUAAACCAGAUAGGCCCUUUCCUCACCACACGCUGCAGUAUGUUAUUGCUACUAUCACAAAUUUUCAAGAAGUGCUUGUUUUCCAGGAUCACACGAAUGUCUUUCAUCCUUAUGUCCCACGCAUAACCAUUAAAUGAGUGCUCUUGAACUUGAUACUGGUCUAUCUGCCUGCAAGAACUGGACAGAAGAGCUGAUUUCUGGAGAGACUUUUACUCUGUAUCAUAAGAUACUUUGCUCAUUGACUGCAACACUAGAAAGCAUUGUGCUAGCAUCAGCUAGCUGGUCUGGGCUUAUAACGGUUCUCCUACAAUACAUGGAAAAAACAGAAGCAGAAAAUGAUGUUUCUAUUGUCAGGUCUAUUUUACUGUCACUGAGAAUAAAAGAGUUGUUUUAUCUUCAGGA
Dromaius novaehollandiae (emu) is the source of this 4852-nucleotide messenger RNA. RefSeq names its product SERTA domain containing 4 (gene SERTAD4). Bases 536 to 1603 code for a protein of 355 amino acids. NCBI's taxonomy places the organism in Eukaryota, Metazoa, Chordata, Aves, Casuariiformes, Dromaiidae. The record is from RefSeq and is a predicted model, not a curated record. The transcript has 4 exons. Gene Ontology annotation, cellular component: nucleus.